Messenger RNA from Salarias fasciatus (jewelled blenny), 552 nucleotides. It is a transcript of the gene fam32a, whose product is annotated as family with sequence similarity 32 member A. The coding region runs from base 92 to 433 and encodes 113 amino acids. Lineage: Eukaryota; Metazoa; Chordata; Actinopteri; Blenniiformes; Blenniidae. The transcript has 4 exons. The record is from RefSeq and is a predicted model, not a curated record. Gene Ontology annotation, cellular component: nucleolus.
UGUGAUACCGCCGCCAAGGAAGAAGAAGAAACGCAAAGCAGAGAGGAAGAAGACGCAGAGGAAGAGAAAUAACAACGGGGGUUUGAGAAAAAUGUCUGAGUACAACUCUGUUCAGAAGUCUGCCCUGAAACUGAAAGAUAUUGGGGCAAUUUCAGCGGGGAAAAAGAAAAAGAAAAAGAACAAAGAGAGUAAGCAUCGCAUGGAGCAGGUUGUCACCACUCAAAAUGAAGAAGAGGUCAAAACCAAGAAAGCUUAUCUUGACAAGAGGACACCAGCUCAAAUUGCCUUUGACAAGAUGCAAGAAAAGAGGCAAAUGGAACGGAUUUUAAACAAAGCAUCAAAGACACACAAACACAGAGUUGAGGAUUUCAAUCGCCACCUGGACACCCUGACAGAGCAUUACGAUAUCCCCAAGGUCAGCUGGACCAAAUAAGAGGAACAGCCUUCGUCAAAUGUGGAUUUGUUUUCUAGUUUCAUGUAUUCACCAUUAAAAUGUUAUUCAAAUGCUAUCUUUUGUUAUUGCAUACGUUCACAUUAAAGAGUAUGCCUAUA